Molecule: messenger RNA, 342 nt
Organism: Candidula unifasciata
Lineage: Eukaryota; Metazoa; Mollusca; Gastropoda; Stylommatophora; Geomitridae
Source: the annotation of a GenBank genome assembly
CUGCCCAGGAUCGACUUGUGGGAUUUAAACUGCAGGUUUUCAUUUCACCGACACGGUAUUUAUAUUCUAUAGUAGACAGCAAUAAUCAGGCUAAGGCCAUUUACACAAUCAACCAAGAUGCAAUAGUCAUCGAGAAAGUGGCUAUAUCAUCCAACCCUUCUUCAGAUUUUUUGACACUGUGUGAAGUCGAAAUAUACGGAGACUCUGUCUGCGCUGCUGACCACUAUGGACGUGACUGUGAGCUGGCAUGUUCCUGUCCUAAUGGUGAGGCGUGUCUUGUGACCACUGGUGGGUGUCCAUCCGUUUGCCCUCCGGGGUUCGAUGGCCCUGGUUGUUCAAAAC